This is a messenger RNA of Triticum urartu, 1355 nucleotides long. The record is from RefSeq and is a predicted model, not a curated record. Lineage: Eukaryota; Viridiplantae; Streptophyta; Magnoliopsida; Poales; Poaceae.
AUGGCGCAGUCGUCAUCACGUUGCCGUUGUCGUCCUCCUCCUGGUAGACGCAGCGGUACGCGCCGUCCUGGGCGCCCUGCUCAGCGUCCGCACCACGCGCGCCAGCCGGAACCGCGCGUUGGCGCCGUUAUUGGAGAGGAGCACGGCGGCGCCGUCUCAUGCGGAAGAGGCAGUUGGCCAGGAGCCAGCAUGGCACUCCUUGCCUAUGUAGUAGUUGGGCGUGAUGGUCAACAUGGACACCACCAGCACGUUCAAGCCCCUGGGCGCGACCUGGAGCAGGUUCCUGGCGACUCCCACGAAGACGAGCCCGGCGAGGUGCACGUUGCGCACGUCCUUGCGGAGGUUGUAGCGGUUGACGAUCAUGCCGGCGAAGGACGCCGUCGGGGCGAAGAGGCUGCAGUUGACGACGAGGAUGUCGAUGUCCUCCGGGGCGACCUUGGUCUUGGCGAGCAGGUUGUCGAUGGCGGAGAAGACGAUGAGCUCGACCUCGGCGCGGGAGGACUCGAGGCCCCAGCGCUCGAGCAGGCGCGACAUGAACCGGACGCUGCGCUCGUCGAAGCCCGGCCACACGCGGGCGUGCUCCUGGACGCGGCGAACGGGACGCGGCAGCUGGGGCUGGUGCGGAGGAGUCCAAGUGCCGAGAGCACCCAUGGUCGCAGGGAGCUGGCGGUGGACAUGAUGAGUAGAGGAACCUCCGGCGCGCUCAACGUGUUCGACGAAAUGAGAUGCCAAACCUGGCAACCAAUCAACAGGUCAUCUACGUUUUUGGCCCUAUUUUUCCUCACCCAGGCCAUGCUCAGCCUGGCUCGUUUUUGCUCUCCUAGCCAGGCCCGGUGGAGAAACUAACCAAACACACCCCUGGAGACGGAAGCAAUAGCAAGUGAGCAGGAAAACAGAAGCAGCAACAAGAGUGUCCCAUGACAACAUGCAAGCUUUUUCAUCUGGCCUCGCUGCACCUACUCCAGAAUUAAAUGGGACUGCGGUCGUUCUGUCAGAUAAGAAUCCAAAGGGGGUGCCUCCACUCCCUCCGGUAUAUGUCUUGCCACGUAAGAACAUCAAACGACCAAAGAAGGGGCUGCCAAAGCAUCUCGGAGAAGGGGAAGACGGUACAACUGAUUCAGCAAAUGCAUUAUCGGCGGGCUCCCCAGGAGGGCACCGCCGGGCACAAUGAGUUAUAUAUGUUGGAACUGUUGGGGCGCAGGCAAAGCCUCGAUAGUUCGCGAACUUCGCGAUUUAGCGAAGAACUAUGCCCCUACUGUGCUUGCACACAUACUUGGCACUUGGAGCCUUUGACUGUAGAGAUUUUCGGAAUUAAAUUCAUAUUGGCUAGCCGCGUCAUGCAACCAAAGUUAAUA